AUGUUGUCCAACGUACUCGAAUCUUUGAAGCGUUUGAACACCCCCGCUGAGCGAUGGGGCUCUAGCUUCCGUGUUCAGAUUAGAAACAAGUACGGGCAAGUCGUAUACAUAUCUUCAUUUUCGAAAGCAAGCAACCAUAAGCUACUCGCAAAGCAGUACAACCUUUCAGAGUCGCGAGUUCACAGGAACUUUUCCAAGGACUACAAGCGUCCUGGGUCGCUCCGCCUUGAAGAAUCAAUCGAAAGCAUUUAA
Phytophthora nicotianae INRA-310 is the source of this 252-nucleotide messenger RNA. RefSeq lists its product as hypothetical. The record is from RefSeq and is a predicted model, not a curated record. The transcript is spliced from 2 exons. The coding region runs from base 1 to 252 and encodes 83 amino acids. Lineage: Eukaryota; Oomycota; Peronosporomycetes; Peronosporales; Peronosporaceae.